Molecule: messenger RNA, 4376 nt
Organism: Pyricularia oryzae 70-15
Lineage: Eukaryota; Fungi; Ascomycota; Sordariomycetes; Magnaporthales; Pyriculariaceae
Exons: 1
Coding region: 275-4186 (1303 amino acids)
Molecular function (GO): protein binding
Source: RefSeq, a predicted model, not a curated record
GAAACUUUUUUGCCUCAACUCAGGCGGUUUCGAGAAAUCAACACUACACCACAACAGCGACUUAGGCCAACCAGCAGUCGACGACAAAUUGUCACAGCGACCUACGCUCUCAAUGCAGGACUAAUAUUGACGAUAUCUCGUGCCUUUUGUGCAUCACCUUCCAUACACUCGUUUCUUCUGGGCUGUAGCUCUCAACCAUAGAAUUGCGCGAAGAUCCACCACAAUGAUAUUAUGAAAUUGCGCAUGCUGUCGUCACGUCGAGUCUUUUUUCCUCAUGCCCGUCAUAGAGCGGUCUGCAGCUAUCCUGGAGCCAGGCAGCCUCCAUAAAACCCUUACGACGGUCCGCACCGCUCGACAGCUACACGCAGCCUUCUGGCGCCAUGGAGCUGCCGAGCUCGAACUUCUGAGCGCCGGACAGAUGCUCCCCGGCGAUUGCCUCUCGACUCCUUCAGAUGCAGGUCCAGGCAGGCCCGACGGGCCCAUGAUGGCAUCCAUCCUACCGUUCGAUUUUCUCUAUCCUCAGAGUUCCGCGGGUCUUCGCCAGCGUCUCUACUCCAGUCCCAUCACAGGGGUAUGGGAACAAUCGGAGCGCUUGAGGCGCCCUUAUGCGUCAGGUCGACCGGAUGCUCGAGCCUACACCAGCCACGCAAUCGAGAAACCGACGGAUGAUUCUAUAAUAUCCCAUAAAGAGAAGGAUACAGAGGCGCUAGACGAGUCUGGGCAAAAGUCAGGGACAAAUCCUCAAGACCAAUCGCAAAAUUCCAUCCGUAACGAUGAUGAAUCUCCCGAAAACUCCGGCUCGCGCGCAGAUGUCCCAUUGAAUGUCCAUCACGCAAAACAUAGCGGCAAACUCAACACGACCGAGUCGGACCGGGUGGAAGUGUAUACAAAGGCAAAGGCAGGUGCCCCAGAAGCAUCGAGAUCUGAACAGAGCCGCCAAGUGAAAGCAAAGAAUUCUGCGACGCAAUCGGAGAGCAAGCCCAGCAUAGACCAGGACGCAGGUGACCAUUUCCCGAUCAAGGCACAUGAAAGGGUCCUUGGGGGUCAACUUCCAUAUGGUGUUAACAAACGUCGUGUCAAACAAGCACUGGUGAAGAAAAAAGUGACUGGCGUGUUGCCCCGUGCUUUGGAAGAAGACCUCACAUCAACCAAUUAUGGCGCAAUAUCGAGACCUGCCAGACAUGUGACUGUGGCGGGCACAAAGGAAAGCUUCGAUAGGUUGGAUCAUCUCUGGGAGGAAUUCCAAAAUCUUUCACCGGAAGAGCAGUAUGAACGCGCACAUGAGAUGAUUCUCGAUCUAUCGCAGUCUCAGAGACUUGCCGAUCAUUGGAGAAUCACCCAGAUCUUCCCUCUGAUCCGCGAAAACGUCUUGAAGAAGUCCAAAGGCGACGGUUGCCAGACAGCGGCACACGUGAGGGCUGCCAUCAGGGCAUAUUACGCCCUUGGGGACAGUGAAACUGGCAUGAAAAUCUAUAGGUCCUGGAUCAAUGAGAAACGGCGACCUGUAGGGUUUGGAUACCCAGCUGCCGAAAUCAUAAAAGCCGCUGACUGGCCGCGUCUCGCAGAACUGUGGCAAGAGUAUUUCGAUAAUAUUUUUUGGACGCCCAAUUUUCAUCAGAAGGAUUCGGAAUCACUCGCCAGCCUCGGUUUGAACCCUCAAAAACGUAUUCAACGAAGCGUGGAACUCGAACAGACGGAAGCGCAACACAUACACGCCAUUCCCGGUUUCAAGGAAAAAGUACUACAGUUGUUCGAUUAUGUCUUCGACAAACACACUCCUGACCAGCAGAGAAAGCCUUUGGAAUCGUUCCUGAUCCUCUCCAUCCGAUGGCUCCUUCCGCAGUACAAACCUCGGGAUGCUUUCCGUAUGGUGUUGAGACUUGAGGACAGUGGACUAUGUCAGGAAUUCAUAGAACUGUGUGUCCAAAGGGGACAGCUUGCCCUGGCCACACAAGCCUACAUUGAGAUUCGCUUGCUGCCUGGUCGGGGACUCCCCGCCCCGGUGCUCAGGCUGUUGAUCAAAGAGAUCUUUUUGCCACAAAGAGACGUACAAAAGAUGGAACUUGUCAUGCAGGACUGGCUCAGGCGGUAUCCACGGCUCGAUAUCAUGGGCUAUCGGGCGUUUCUCUCGCUGUACUCGGUACAUGGCGACGUUGCUUCUUUCAAGCGUAUAUACGAUAUGUUUGUCAAAGAAUAUCCCGACUUGGCAUGGACUGGUGCAUAUGACAUGCUCAUGCUCUACAGACGCCGAGGUGACACAGAAAUGGUUCAGCAGUUGUUCGACGAGAUGGAGUCGCGUUAUAAGAGGAAACCCAAAAUCAUCCAUUGGAACGUGCUUUUAAGCGCCUACAAGCGUGACCACAACCGUGCUCUAGAAGUUUUCGCGGCCCUUUGCGAGGCCGUAGAGCCGAAUGAGACAAGUUUCGCCAUAAUUAUGAAGAUACUGGGCUGGAGAGGUGAGCUACAGUUGGUGCGAGAGCUCCACCAAAUAGGAAUUGACCGUGGUAUCCAAAUGACACCGCGGAGCAGGGUGGGCUUGAUAGAUGCGCUCUGCAUCAACGAGAGGCUCGACGUAGCCGAACGGAUCUGCAAAGAGGAGACCCUCCAAGCAAACAACAAAGAGUCACGAUCCAAGGUUCGAUUUCUUUGGAAUAGGCUCAUCAGACACUACGCCACAAGGCGGGAUCUGGUGUCCUGCCACCGUAUCCUCAAUGAGAUGGGAGACAACAAUGUGGGCUAUGACUCCGAAACCUAUUACUUCCUGUUGAUGGGCUUGGCGUACACUCGUCAAGCUCAUCACGGACUCCAUCUCAUUCGGGCGGCCCUGCUAGGUGGUGUCUUCAAGCCAUCGGCUAAGCACUUUCUACUCCUGAUGGCAGGCUUUAUACGCAACGGCGAGCUGCACAUGGUUGCCAAGGUCGACGAGCUUUUGACAAAUGCUGGUCUGCCGAGAUCGUCCAGUACCACGCUCAGGAAUAUCCUGGCCCUGUUAGAGGCAGACAAGAGAGGAUUCAAAUCUCCUGACGGGAAGGUGCUGUCUAGCGACAACUUGCGUCACGCUUUAAGCACCUUCACCGAUUUCUUGAGGGAGCGCCGGGCUGGGGCCCAAGAACGAGCGGUCAACAUCUACCCUCAAGAUGUGGGCAGGCUUCCAACUGACCUAUUUGCCUCGUUGAUUUUCUUCGCCGUAACCAUCCGGCAAGACAAGGCCGUGGCCGACAAGCUCUUGGAGAUGUUCCGGAUCCAAGAAGGAGACAACGGACGAGUCAGCCACUUCAGUGAUAUUCGAAUGCUUGUUUCCAUCCUCAAUUACGAGGCUUUCCAACGCGACUUUGAUGACGUCAUGGCGAUAUGGGAAAGCAUAUUUGAGAUGGCCCGCGAGGCCGGCCGCUCGGCCGCUGCAGAUUUUGCCGCAACCGACGAUGCAUCCCGCCCACGACGCACGCCGGACCUGAUCGCGCCGGCGUGGAAAUUCGUGCUAGCCGACUCCCUCAAGACGAUGCAGCGUCUGCUCGAGACACGAGGCGACGCCUCGGCGCUCAAGGCCCUGUUCCAGCGCGUUCGCGCCGCAGGGUUCGAGCUGACGGGUCCCAAUUGGAACCACUACAUUCAGGGUCUAGCGCGCUUAGGCGAGUGGCGCGAAGCCUUUACCCUCUGCGAGCGCGUGCUCAUGCCCCAGUGGAAGGGCUGGGCUAGGCCGCUGGGCCAGAACCGUGAAGCCAAGAUUAAGCUGCCUCUCGAGGUGCGCCGCAUGGGAACCAGGCUCGACUACCGCCGACCCGUCUCGUAUACGAUUAUCGAGCUGGGCCGACACUACAGGGAAAUGAUAAAUCUCGCGCCCUGGUCUCGCGAAGCCGACGAGCUGCUCAGUACCAUCAGAGCGCAGUGCCCCAUGCUGAUUCGCGCAAUAAGCUCGUUUCCGGGCUUCAGUUACCCUGCUCAGGAUAAGAUCAUUGACGGAACAGCUACUUUGGCUAGCCAGGGCCGGUGGAGCAAAAUGCAGGCUAACUUCAACGCCGAGAGUGCUCCGGGCUCCGACGAAGCCGUCGGUGUCCUGGACAGCUUCCUAGCCGAAAUGACGGCUGAGGACGAGCCAUCCGGGGGGCUCGAGGAUACCGUCAAUGCGGAGCAGGCUGAUACCGAGCCCGAGUCUCAAACGCUACCUAGUCUGAGGAAAGUCAUUUGAAGAUGUCUCGAGAGGAUGGCGUUAGCCGAGCCGCAUCUGGUUAACCACACCAAGGUCAUACUUUUGUCGAAAUUAUGCUAUGUACUCUAUAAUUGUGUUUCUAGAACUAGACUUAUAACAACUGUACAAAGACCUGUACUUAGAGCAUAUAAUUCUCAAAGCAUCUACCCAUAUACACCACAUACAGGCG